CACUUGUUAUUGAUUGAACAUUCUGUGUCUCCUACAGCACAUUCUACCUGAGUUUUCCUCCUACAUUGUACUUUUCUCACAUUAUUCUGUUUAUUACUUUGUAACUGUCGUCUUUUAUAUUUUUCCUGGUUCCAAGAACAUAAAGGAUCUGAUCUCGUGUUCAGAGUGAAGAAAUACAUUAAGGCAACAGCUUUUCCAGAGACCUAAUGGCUGCACCAAGCUCAUCUCUGAGGGUGUUUGCCCUGCGUCUGGGUCCAGGACAGGAGUUACUCUCGUCUCUGCAGGCAUUUGUAGAGGAGAAGCAGCUCAAAGCACCGUUCAUCAUCACAUGCGUGGGAAGCGUGACAAAGGCAACACUACGGCUGGCCAACGCAACGGCAGACAACACUAAUAAGGUGAUUCAGCUGCAGGAACGCUUUGAGAUUGUAUCUCUUGUAGGCACAUUAAACCCGGAAGCUCAUCUACAUAUCUCCCUCGCUGAUAAGGAAGGCCGGACCGUCGGUGGUCAUGUGCUGGGUGACCUGGAAGUGUUCACUACAGCAGAAGUGAUUCUAGGGGAAGCCACUGAUCUGUACUUUACCAGAGAGAUGGACAGCAGGACCGGUUUUCCCGAGCUGGUUAUUAAAGGCCAUCAGGAACAGACAUAACUUAUUUUAAUGUAAUACUGAGAGUAAUGUGUAUACAGAAUGUUUAGAUAUACAGUAAUUCUAUGUAAUACAAGUAUCUUUAUUUUAAAUUGUAAUCUUGUACUCUUACAUAUCAAUUAUUAACUGAAGAUUUUUAAUGAUUAAUUAAUUAAUUAAUUAAUUAAUUAAUUACUCAAAUUAAUCACAAAUUGAUUGAAAUGAUGAUGAGGUCAUCAAGUGAAAGAUCAUGUGAUUGGAAACCAUGAGGCAUUAUGAAAGACUGAAGUGCUUUGUUCACUUCUGAAAAUAGAGAAAGCGCCCGGAUGAAUCAACACAGCAUUACACAACCUAAUAUUUUAUUACUGCAAUGCAAAAAAAAAAAAAAAAGGGAUUGUAUAAUGAGUUGUGUUCAUUUCGAGUUCAGCCUCCAGCAAGUCCUAAGCAGAUCGCAGGUACUUCAAUCAGUACGGCUUAUAAAUCAGCAGGGCUCAUUAAAUGCAUCAGGAAUUAUAAGCUCUUGAUACAUGUCUGUUCAACAUUUCACAAUUAUGUAAUAAAAGAAACCUGUUGGUAA
Messenger RNA from Tachysurus fulvidraco (yellow catfish), 1200 nucleotides. Its product is annotated as bifunctional protein GlmU-like. Lineage: Eukaryota; Metazoa; Chordata; Actinopteri; Siluriformes; Bagridae. The transcript has 3 exons. The coding region runs from base 207 to 647 and encodes 146 amino acids. The record is from RefSeq and is a predicted model, not a curated record.